Aphis gossypii (cotton aphid) is the source of this 4997-nucleotide messenger RNA. Its product is annotated as dynamin. The transcript has 19 exons. Bases 558 to 3191 code for a protein of 877 amino acids. Gene Ontology annotation, molecular function: GTPase activity; microtubule binding; GTP binding. Gene Ontology annotation, cellular component: cytoplasm; plasma membrane; microtubule. The record is from RefSeq and is a predicted model, not a curated record. Gene Ontology annotation, biological process: receptor-mediated endocytosis. Lineage: Eukaryota; Metazoa; Arthropoda; Insecta; Hemiptera; Aphididae.
GAGCGGUCGAACUGGUUGAAGAGCGGCCAACGGUCGUUUCGGAACGUUUGGGCCGCCGCGCCACCGAGGUUCGUUUGAAUUCGGGCGCGCUCGGACGCCGAACAGCGGCCCGUCGACCGGCAGUCGCGCUCGUACCCGGUCGGUGUCAUUCGUCGGAAUCCGAGCGAGCCGCCGCCGCCGCCGGAACGUUUGACUCUGUGAUCGUAUUGCCACUCGCCGCCGCCGCGCGCUCACACGCACACACACACACGCGCACACGCGCGCGCGCACACGCACCACAAUCAUCCGUAUCCGUACGAACGAUCGCUUCCGUCCGUAUGUUUUGCUCCUGCUGCCGCCAGUGGUGACGUUUAUUGUCCAGCGGACGGUGUGAGACGUGAUUGUGCGUAGUGCGUGUGUCGUCACCGCCGCCGUGUCACCGUCGCAGGUGUAUUACACACAGAGCAGUCCGCCGAUCGUCCGUCGUCGUUUGCGCCCGACGUAGGACCGUUGUCGUCUCCGGUGAGACGCGUUCGCCCACACUUGGCUCUUCGUCGUCGUCAUCGUCGUCCGCAACGAUGGCCGGCAACAUGGGUAUGGAACAGUUGAUACCCAUCGUCAACAAACUCCAAGACGCGUUCACCCAGCUGGGCGUGCACAUGCAGCUCGACCUACCCCAGAUCGCGGUGGUCGGUGGUCAGAGCGCUGGUAAAAGUUCUGUGCUGGAGAACUUUGUGGGCAGAGAUUUUCUUCCGAGAGGUUCUGGAAUUGUAACUCGACGUCCUCUUAUUCUUCAGUUGAUUAAUAGUUCAUUGGAAUAUGGAGAAUUUCUUCAUUGCAAAGGAAAAAAGUUUGCAGAUUUUGAUGAAAUUAGACGUGAAAUAGAAAGUGAAACUGAUCGUAUGACUGGAUCUAAUAAAGGAAUUUCAAACAUUCCAAUAAAUUUAAGGGUGUAUUCUCCUAAUGUUUUAAACAUCACUUUGAUCGACUUGCCUGGCUUGACAAAAGUACCAGUGGGUGAUCAGCCAGCUGACAUUGAACAACAAAUCAAAGACAUGCUGUUCCAAUUUAUCACAAAAGAAACUUGUCUUAUACUGGCUGUUUCUCCAGCUAAUGCCGAUUUGGCUACUUCAGAUGCCUUACAAAUUGCAAAACAAGUUGACCCAGACGGUAUGCGAACUAUUGGUGUCAUAACAAAAUUGGAUCUGAUGGACGAAGGAACUGAUGCUAGAGACAUAUUGGAGAAUAAGCUUCUACCUCUCAGACGUGGUUACAUUGGUGUAGUAAACAGAAGUCAGAAAGAUAUUGACGGCCGUAAAGAUAUCAAAGCUGCUUUGAGUGCAGAAAGAAAAUUUUUCUUGGGACACCCAGCUUACAGACACAUGGCUGAUAGACUUGGUACACCUUAUUUGCAAAGAGUUUUGAAUCAACAGCUCACAAACCAUAUUAGAGAUACAUUGCCAGGGCUUAGGGAUAAAUUACAAAAACAAUUACUUACAUUAGAAAAGGAUGUCGAACAGUUUAAAUAUUUCAGGCCAGAUGAUCCAGCUAUUAAAACUAAAGCAAUGUUACAAAUGAUUCAACAACUUCAAUCUGAUUUUGAACGCACAAUUGAAGGUUCUGGGUCUGCUCAGAUAAAUACCAAUGAACUAUCUGGAGGUGCUAAAAUUAAUCGUUUGUUCCAUGAACGUUUCCCAUUUGAAAUUGUGAAAAUGGAAAUUGAUGAAAAAGAAUUAAGAAGAGAAAUAGCAUUUGCCAUCAGAAAUAUUCAUGGUAUAAGAGUGGGCUUAUUUACACCUGAUAUGGCAUUUGAAGCUAUUGUGAAAAAACAAAUUGCUAGAUUGAAAGAACCAUCAUUGAAAUGUACCGAUCUCGUUGUGAAUGAAUUAUCUAACGUAGUUAGAAUUUGUACUGACAAGAUGUCCAGGUAUCCACGUUUACGAGAAGAAACCGAACGUAUUAUUACAUCAUAUAUUCGUAAUCGUGAACAAAUGUGUAAAGAACAGUUAAUCUUAUUGGUUGAAUGUGAACUAGCCUAUAUGAACACAAACCAUGAAGAUUUUAUUGGAUUUGCAAAUGCACAACAGUCAUCUGAUAACUCCAACAAAACUCACAAGCUUGGCAAUCAAGUGAUCCGUAAAGGAUGGAUGUGUAUACAUAAUUUGGGCAUUAUGAAAGGUGGAUCUAGAGAUUAUUGGUUUGUAUUAAUGUCUGAAAACAUCUCGUGGUUCAAAGAUGAAGAGGAAAGAGAAAAAAAAUACAUGUUACCAUUAGAUGGAUUGAAAAUCAAAGAUGUUGAACAAGGUUUUAUGUCACGUCGUCAUACAUUUGCACUAUUUAAUCCAGAAGGCCGUAAUGUUUACAAGGACUAUAAACAGCUUGAACUGAGUUGCGAAACACAAGAUGAUGUAGAUUCUUGGAAAGCAUCAUUUUUACGUGCAGGUGUUUAUCCAGAAAAGUCAUCAGAUGUAUCCAAUAGUGAUGAGGAUGGUCGUGAGAGCAGUACAGAAUCAACUACAUCUAUGGAUCCAGUUUUGGAAAGACAGGUGGAGACUAUUAGAAAUCUAGUUGAUUCAUAUAUGAAAAUUGUUACAAAAUCUUGUCGUGAUCUAGUCCCCAAAAUCAUUAUGCAUUUGAUCAUAAACAACUCAAAAGAUUUUAUUAAUGGAGAAUUAUUAGCUCAUCUAUACGCAUCUGGUGAUCAGUCUCAAAUGAUGGAAGAAAGUGCAGAAGAGGCCGUAAAACGUGAAGAAAUGAUGCGUAUGUACCAAGCAUGUAAAGAAGCAUUGAGAAUUAUUGGUGAUGUUUCAAUGGCUACUGUUACCACACCAGUUCCACCACCAGUCAAGAAUGAUUGGCUUGCAUCUAGUCUUGAUAACCCAAGGUUGUCUCCACCAAGCCCCGGUGGUGCUGGACGUAGAGGAGUACCUUCUAACCCAACACCUGCAAAUGCUGCAUCAAGAGCACCUCCACCACCUCCAGCUUCAGGAAGACCAGCUCCAGCUAUACCUAAUAGACCUGGACCUGAGCAAGGACGACAACCUCCUGCUCCACCUGGUCGGCCUGGUGGUCAAGGACUUCCUCCUCCUUUAAUUCCUUCGCGAGGAUCAAUGCCACAAAUACCGCAGCGUGUACAACAAGCGGUCGGCCAAGCUGUGGCACAAGUAGCUGUCAAUGAGCUUACCAAUGCUUUUGCCAACCGUUUCAAAUAAGCUGUGUAUUUCACUUACUAGAUGUAUACAUGGCAUGCAUGCGAAGAAAAUGUCUAAACUUGAUUUAUCUUCUAUUUAAGAAGCAGGCGAAUGCCCAAAAAACAAGACAUAACUUUUUUAUUUAAAAAUUAAAAAAAAAUAAUUUACUAUAGAUUUUAUUAUCUAUCCUGCUUAGGUUAAUUUAUUUACAAUGUUUAAAAUAUAGUCUAGAUGUGAUGUACGUAUGAAAUGUGAUUCUUAGUAACUGAAUGUUUACGCAUAAACUCGAUUUUUUCUUUUGUUAUGUAUAUAAAAUAAUAAUAUUAUUAUUGAAGGCCUCGUUAUUUAUUAAUAUUUUAAGACAAAGAGGUCCUGUUAUUGUUAUUAUAAUUUAUUAUCAUUCCAUUUAUUACAUUUAUCUAUUUAAUUUUAAGUGAAAUUAGGGGUUUUCUGUUUUUUUUUUUCUAAAAUGAAUCCCUAUAAACAAUCACAUUUUAAGUAUGUAAUAUGUAUUAUGUAAUCAGUUAUUUUAAUUAUUGAGCGGCAUUUAUUUUUAUAAAGUCGAAAAGGUUAUAUUUUUAUUGUCAGUAUCCAAGAAUGAAGUUAUUUAAAAUUAAUUCAUAUAUUGUUAAUUAUUUAGUUACCAGAGUUCCUGAAGUUAAAUACAGAGACUAGUGUAAUUAUAAUAAGUAAUAACGAAUGGAAAUUAAUAUAGUGAAAAACAAUUUUAUUCAAUGCAAUGGUAUAUUAUACAUUUAUUUGUUGAUAAAUUACUUUUAGACUUGGCAAAUUAAUAAUCUUAAAAUUCUUAAAUAUUUUCAGUUAAAAAAAGAUAAUAUAUUAUAACUAACUUAACUAUAUCCUACCUAAUUUGCAAUAUAUUUGGCUUUGCACUUCUGAAUCCAUAGUGUGAUUACUUUACAAUAUGAUAGUAUAUUGUAUUAUAAAGAGUAAUAAUUGGAUGUUGUUUAAAAUAAAAACUUAUAUUAAACAUAUUUUAUGUCAUCGUUAUUGAAAAAAAUUGUUAAGUCUUUUCAAUUGUAUUAGACAAAGAAAAAAAGACUUUGAAACUUUUAUAUAAUAAGAUAAUCAUUAAGUGUAUGUUACAGAAUAGGCAUUUUUAGGUUAUAUAUUCUGAUUGUAUUGUUAAGUCAAUUACUUUUUUGAUGAAAUACGACAUAAAUAGUUGUUUUGUGUUUCUAGUAAUUUGAUUGCUUUUUAAUAUUAAAAUAAUCAUUUAAGCGAUUUUUGUGAGCGAGCUAAAACCACAGUCGUCCACUUAACUUUCGUGCAAUUUAGUAGCUUGCAUAACAUAAUAUUCAUACACGUGGGAAACUUCCUACCCUCUAUGUAAUGUUACCAUCACAAUACUUUUUUGUAAUACGAUCUUUCAUAAAUGUUGUUAAAAUAAAUUCUUUAAAUUACUGCUGUCAUUAUCACAUCAUAACAAGACUGAACAAUUGCAAUUAGACUAUAAGGUCAAUUCACAAUUCUCUGUCACUCUGCGAAUUCAAAAAGAUUUAUUGAACUGUACCGAUACCUUGCAGAGAGUAACCCGAAAUUGAAACCUAUCCUAAAUUUGAAACGUCUAAGAUCGUUUUAUACUGUAUUUACACGUCGAUACGUGUAAAAUUCCUUUUAUGGUUUUUUUUUCUAAUGGUGCCCACACAUUGUAGUGGUGGUGAUGGUGGCGGUUGUGCUAAAAGGAGUUGGGAGUCCGGACACAAUUUUACCGCCACCGCCGAGACAAUUAAAAUUUUACCACCACCGCUGCAGUGUGUGGGGACCUGAAUACUGUAACAUAUAUAUAUAUAUAUAACAAAAUAU